AUGAUGAAGGAGAAUGAUAAACAGGGUAGGUUAAAGAAAUUGCUCGAUGAGCUCGGGGAUAAGACAGCCAUCGUAUUUGUUAACACAAAGAAGGUUGCUGAUAAUGUAGCAAAAAAUUUAGAUAAGGAGGGCUAUCGUGUGACCACAAUGCAUGGGGAAAAGUCGCAAAAGCAGCGAAAAAUGAGCCUCGAAGGAUUUAGGACUAGGAGAUUUAAUGUUUUGGUUGCCACUGAUGUAGCUGGUCGUGGGAAGACAGGUGUUGCCACCACAUUCUUGACUUUGCAUGAUACUGAUUUAGAGCUGACUUCGGUGGAGUUCAUAGGAACAUGUAGCAGUCCAAAUCUGUGUACACUUGCUUUUUCUUGA
Fraxinus pennsylvanica is the source of this 366-nucleotide messenger RNA. NCBI's taxonomy places the organism in Eukaryota, Viridiplantae, Streptophyta, Magnoliopsida, Lamiales, Oleaceae. The record is from the annotation of a GenBank genome assembly.